UGAGGGGGUUCAAGGAGCGGAGCGGUUCUUGGGGGUUCUGUGAGCUACCAGCAGAGCCCGAGGACCGUGAAAGGGCUCACACGAUGCUAGGCUGCUCUCGUGGGGCGGAGGGGCCCCGGGUGGCUCCCGGGGAGCUGUGAGAAGCCGGAGCGAGCUUGGCCGGCUCCCGGGGUGUUGUGAGGGCACGGAGGAGACUGCCGGGCCCCUCUGAGGGGACAGAGAGGAGCGUCCAGCCCGGGCUCUGUGAGCAGAAGCCCCGCAGUAGGGGCAUGAGCCCCAGGGGAAGAAGCGGCAGAUAGUGGCGCUGCUCAGAGUUUCCUCUCGGUUCUAGCCUACCCCACGCACGUUUUCCAGAAGUAUCGGAGUCCGUACCCGCAGGACAGUGGAUGCGGGGACCUUGGUGUGGCUGCUCGUUGACAAAGAGGAGCCGAGCUGGUGAAGACCAGCAGGACCCUUCUCUCUUCACUGCUGACUCCAAUGAUUGCUGCAGUGUGCAGACUUUGUGAUCUGAAUGAGUAGAUCAAGAGGAAGGCAGCCUUAAACCACAGUCAAAUGGCAGACUUGCUGCCAACUCCCAGUACCGUACUAAGCUCCAAGUGAUCUCUAACAGGUAGAGCAUGACAAACUGUACUUCAGAAGAGCGUAAAGAAAGGAAUUCAGGAGGCAAGUUUGAAAUCAUUAGAAUGGAUAUGCAACAGAUUUAUACAGAGGUUUUCACUGACACAAUCCUGCUCUACCACAAAAGACAGCAGCACAAGAUUGAAAGACAGGCAGGAUACUACACCUCAGAUUCUCACUCUGGCCCUCAAAAAAAAUGAUUGUCACAACCUGCCUGGUUUCAAACUAACCUCAUUCCUACAGAGGAACUGAAGACUCUGCGGGAGAGGCCUCGACCGAUGUGCUGCAGCUCUGACCACAUUCGGCAACAUGCAGGAAGAUCCAUCCCUGGAGAGACACUUCAGAGGCCACAAAGAUGCUGUCACUAGUGUGGACUUCAGUCUCAAUAAGAAACAAUUGGCAAGUGGCUCAAUGGACUCGUGCCUGAUGAUCUGGAAUAUGAAGCCUCAGAUGAGAGCUUAUCGCUUUCUGGGCCAUGAAGAUGCGGUGCUGUCUGUUCAGUUUUCACCUUCUGGUCACCUGGUAGCUUCAGGCUCUAGAGACAAAACAGUCCGUUUGUGGAUUCCCAGUAUCAAAGGAGAAUCUACUGUGUUCAAGGCUCACACAGCAACUGUAAGAAGCGUUCAUUUCUCCAGUGAUGGCCAGUCCUUACUUACAGCUUCUGAUGACAAAACAGUCAAAGUGUGGGCAGUUCACAGGCAGAAGUUUCUCUUCUCACUUAGUCAACACACAAACUGGGUUCGCUGUGCCAGAUUUUCUCCUGAUGGACAACUGAUAGUGUCAUCCAGUGAUGACAAAACCAUCAAGCUGUGGGAUAAGACCAGCAGAGAGUGCAUACACUCCUUCUGUGAGCAUGGCGGGUCUGUCAAUCACGUGGAUUUUCAUCCCAGCAGUACGUGUAUUGCUGCAGCUGGCACAGAUAAGACAGUGAAGGUGUGGGACAUCAGGAUGAAUAGACUACUUCAACAUUAUCAAGUGCACAGUGCUGUGGUCAACAGCCUUUCCUUUCACCCCUCUGGAAAGUAUCUGGUUACUGCUUCCAGUGAUUCAACUCUUAAAAUUCUGGACUUGCUAGAAGGAAGACUUGUGUAUACUCUUCACGGUCACCAGGGGCCAGCUACCUGUGUAGCAUUUUCGAGAGCUGGAGACUUAUUUGCCUCUGGAAGUUCUGAUGAGCAGGUGAUGGUGUGGAAGACUAACUUUGAUGCAGUAGAUGUGCUGAAAACACAGAAGAUUGGUGAUAGUGUGGAUGAGGCCUGUCACACUCUGCAAUCAGAAACAGAUUGUGGUGUUAAUGAAACAACAACUCAGGAUUCCAGUGGGAAUGAUGAGCAGCAAGAGAAGGAGAGCUCUCUGGCAAAUACUUUGGAGCUUCUUAAGGAACAGCUGCUUAUUCUGACCCAGACAGUUUCCAUCCUGGAGCAGAGGCUGACACUCACAGAAGACAAGCUGAAGGAAUGUCUUGAGAAUCAGCAGAGCAGAAAAUCAUUCAGAACAAAAUGAGUUGACUUCCUGAGAGAUGGGAGCUGAGGGCAUGGGGAGGUUUGGAGUUGUUUUGUGUUCCUAACAGACUGUGUUUGACUUGCUUUAACAAUUUUGAGUGCAAUCUAUUUUUUCAGUUGAGUGUUUUGGUAUCUCUAAAAGAGCUUUGCUGUUUUACUAAAAUAAAAGGAAUAUUUUAUUCAUAAGUA
Messenger RNA from Pogoniulus pusillus (Red-fronted tinkerbird), 2309 nucleotides. It is a transcript of the gene POC1A, whose product is annotated as POC1 centriolar protein A. The record is from RefSeq and is a predicted model, not a curated record. The transcript has 14 exons. Gene Ontology annotation, cellular component: ciliary basal body; centriole. Gene Ontology annotation, biological process: cilium assembly. Bases 928 to 2121 code for a protein of 397 amino acids. Gene Ontology annotation, molecular function: protein binding. NCBI's taxonomy places the organism in Eukaryota, Metazoa, Chordata, Aves, Piciformes, Lybiidae.